GGAAUCCAUGCAACCAGCAGUGACUAACAGACUUCCAGCAUCUCCACUGCGCUACGCCUUUAGUUCGCGUUGGUUUUUUCGGGGCGCUGAAACCUCUUGGCGGCCUCAGCGACGGUGGGUCGGGGUCAUGCAAUUUGCUGCUUUUAAUUGCUUUAUGUUCGGAUUUACUGUUUUACUGGUUUGACUGCUGUGUGUUGUACGGAGUACUCCAAUGCAUCCCAAUUCCCAAUGCAGGCAAUGUCUGGAGAAGUCCCUGGGUAAUCCGCUCCUCGCUGAUUUGCUCUACGGAUCCGAUCUUCCGUCUGCCGGUGACACAGAAAUGAUAGAUAAUCCAUUUGAAUGGACCGAUGAUCCCUAUCGUCCUUCCUUCAGUAAAUUCCCGUCGUGAUGGCUUCUCCGACCGUCCUGGUGGCGGUCAUUCUGCUCGCCCUGCUGCUCUAUCACUAUGUAAUCCAGCCCUACUUCCUCUCGCCCUUGGCCAAGAUCCCCAACGCCCAUUUCACCGCGCCUCUCACUUCAGCCUGGAUUGAACGCCGGCGCAACGCAGGAAAAGAGGUCCUUACAAUCUACGACGCCCAUCGCAAGCAUGGCUCGGUGGUGCGACUCGGCCCCGACGAGCUGAGCGUCAACUCCCUGAGCGGAUUGCGUACGAUUUACACGGGCGCAUACGAAAAGCAUCAAUGGUACAACGAUCUGUUCGUCAAUUUUCACACCGACAACAUGGUGGGCAUGGUGCACAACCAGCCUCAUGCCCGCCAAAAACGCAUGCUCAGCAAGAUCUUCUCCAAGUCGUUUCUCCAGGAUUCCGUCGAUCUUCGCGACAUCUCGCGCAUCGUGCUGUCGCAGCGUCUCCUGCCUAUCCUACACCGCGUGGCGACCGCCGGAGAAGCCAUCAAUGUCUUGCCCCUGUUCCAGGCUGUCGGUAUGGACUUCACCUCGGCGUUUUUGUUCGGCACCCGCAACGCCACGACAUAUAUCCUUCAGCUACCCGAAUGGCAGCAGUGGUUGGACGAGUACGAGCAGUUCAAAGUGAUGAGCCGUGACGAUCGCCGCGAUGGGUUCAUCGAGUCGUGGUGCCUGUCGCUCUGUCGUCGCAUGGAGAAGAACGACCGCCCGAAUGACGUCCCCGUCGCCACGAGCCCUGUCGUAUACGAUCAGCUGCGCGACAGCCUCGAGAAAGACCCAGAUGACCGACCGCGCGAACUAGCCAUCGCAUCCGAGCUGCUGGACCAUCUUGUGGCCGGCCACGAAACCACCGGCAUCUCCUUCACCUACAUGAUGUGGGAGCUGUCGCAGCAUCCGGAUCUCCAGACCGAGCUGCGUCGGGAAUUGCUAACCCUGAGUCCGCAGUUUAGGUUCCCGGUCGCCUCUGAGAAGAAAGACACUCUUCCUGAGAUCCCGACCCCGUCGGCCAUCGACGCUCUUCCGCUGUUGGAUGCCAUCCUUCGCGAGACCCUCCGCGUGCAUUCUCCCGCUCCGGCCCCCUUGCCGCGCGCGACGCCCUAUACGAAGGACGGUGUGUCUUUGGAUGGAUAUGAUAACAUCCCCGGCGGGAUCCGGAUCAGUUCCUCCUCGUACAGCCUGCACCGCAUCGAGGAGGUAUAUCCGGACUCGGAGAAGUGGCAGCCUCGACGAUGGUUGGAGCCUGGACAGGGAAAGAUACACGACAUGAGACGGUUGUUCUGGCCGUUUGGCAGCGGAGGACGCAUGUGUCUGGGAAGUAACUUUGCUCUGCAGGAGAUUAAAAUGGUGAUGGCCGCGGUGUAUACGAACUAUACGACGGAGAUUGUCGACGACGAGGGCAUUGAGCAGGACUUUGCUUUUAUUUCUUUGCCUGUGGGACGCAAAUUGAUGUUGAAGUUCACGCCCGUGGAGGGUUGAUUCCAAGUUGACCAGAUGACUUACGACAUGUGCAACGAAGCGACCUUGGCGCAAGUGUUUGCAGGAUUGACGGAGAUUGACGGGAAUUCUAAUUGGAGGUUCAGAAUGUGCUCAGUUACUCCAUCUAUCAAAAACAGUUUCAUUUGGAGGGGUUUUGUCCUACGCAACCCGGGCUGGUGUCGCACAGUUCCAUUCAUUACCAGACGUUCAUGUUCAAAUGAUCUUUCGAAUGCCUAGUGCGAAAGGUUCUGGGUACUCAAGGAUUUCUUGGUCGGUGGCUGUGCUUCUGAAUGCCAAGUCUGAUUCGGUUUUUGUCCAAGACAUCAAGCUAUACUAUGAGAUUAUAUACGCAAGGAGACCCGGGCUUGGAUGUCGGCCUAGUGAAAUUAAGCUCAAGAUUGUAUCAAGGUGCCUUGGAAAUCAGGUCUUGUUGAGUGAAUUCCCAGUUGCCUGAAGCAUGACAUUGGACUGAUGGUACACGUCAAAUUGUUGCUCUUUUCCAUCCCAUGUAUCGAUCAAGAGUUAUUAUCGCGUACCUUCUGAUCUCGCCACUUGUUAAACGUAUCCUUCUUUUUCGUUUCCUUCUUUCUCAUGAGAGCUAUGCCUACUUAAUCUUAUGUUCACUGCAAAUAUCUACGACAGAUGGCCGGGAGACUCCGCUUCGAGCAGACCCCAAAGCCAAAGGCCGGAUGAUCAUGAUUGGGACACCGUGUCUCACACCGUAAGCCUAAGCCGCAUUCUACUCUGCAAAGGACCUGCAAAAGUUCUGCAGAACUCGUAAUGAGAGGGGCCAGGUCGUCAUCAGUCGACACAAUCGCGACGAACAGGGUGCAGAAGGUCGGACGAUAGACUUCGAUAGAAAAGAUGGCUUUUUCUUGCCACUCCAGAUAUGCGGUG
Messenger RNA from Aspergillus melleus, 2778 nucleotides. Its product is annotated as cytochrome P450. Gene Ontology annotation, molecular function: heme binding; oxidoreductase activity, acting on paired donors, with incorporation or reduction of molecular oxygen; iron ion binding. The transcript is spliced from 2 exons. The record is from RefSeq and is a predicted model, not a curated record. Bases 388 to 1881 code for a protein of 497 amino acids. NCBI's taxonomy places the organism in Eukaryota, Fungi, Ascomycota, Eurotiomycetes, Eurotiales, Aspergillaceae.